AUGUGCAGAGCCGCCCCCCGUGGUCUCGUCUUGCAGCUGGCGCCCAAGAAGGCGUUGCGGGUGUCAUCCUCUUCCGGGGGGCGGACCGCGGUCCCGCCCGCGGUGAGCGGCGGGGUCCUCGGUGAGGUCGCAGACCCCUCCGCGGAGGUGGCCCCCGUGACGGUGGCUGGCGGAGCGACGGCGGCGUCGGUCGCGGGAGGGGGAGUGGACCCCGUUCCACCUUCGGCUCCCCCGGUCGUCCCUACAGCGCAGGGCAUCAUUCCCCCAGGUCCUCAGACCGGGGAGGUGAUUGACCUUGACGCCGACGAGGCGGAGGAGACGAUGGUGACGGGAGGUGUGACGGAUGCCCCCGCAGCCGUGGCGGGAUCGGCCGCGGCGGCAACAGAGGAGGGAGUGCCUGCCCCCGCGACUGCGGCAGAGGAGGCAGCGGCGACGGAGGCGGGGACCUCCGCCCCGAGGAUCCCAGCAAAGGUGGCUCCGGCGGCGGGGGCGGAGGGGCCCGCUCGAGGGACUCCGGCAGGAGCGGAGGAGCCUCCCUUGGUGGUUGCGGCGGAGGGCGAGGGAGCCGCGGGGAUACCUAUCUUGCCGCUCGCGUCGGAGGCGGCGCUGCCAUUGGGCGACCCCGCGGCGGCCUCGGCGGCGACGGGUGUGCAGGCGCCGGGGCCGUCGGUGAACCCGGCGGCUUCCGGUGUGGUGGUGCCAACUUCGACGGCAGCGUCAGGAUCGGCUCCCACCUCGGCCUUGGCUCCCAUCGUUCCCAGGGCGUGGAGAGGGUCCGUCCUGCGUUGGGCAUCCCAUGAGGACCCGUCGAGGCACCUCUUCACCCUGGACGACGCCGCGGAGUGGCACAAGUGGUAG
Setaria italica (foxtail millet) is the source of this 858-nucleotide messenger RNA. RefSeq names its product spidroin-2-like. The coding region runs from base 1 to 858 and encodes 285 amino acids. The transcript has a single exon. Lineage: Eukaryota; Viridiplantae; Streptophyta; Magnoliopsida; Poales; Poaceae. The record is from RefSeq and is a predicted model, not a curated record.